UGUUUAAACUUGGUCGUGAGAGGGUAGCAAAGGCUCAAGCCCACGUUCGCCACCCGAAAGCAAAAAGUGAUCGCGUCGCCUCGUUUUGAAAAUCAAAUUCAACAGAAUUUUUGUUGUGCUGUGGCGAGAAGAGAAAAGUUUAAACUGUGUGUGUGUUUUGUUUGGUUCUUAUUAUUGUUUGAGCUUUUAUUGAGGACACACUGGCUAACAAUAAUAAUAAUAACAAUCACAAUAUCAAUCUGAGAAUACUGCAGCACAUUUUAAUGGCGCCCGCCGCAGUCGCUGCCCCGGGCUCUUCGCCCACAACAACAAAUUCGCUGCAGGAUAUGAGCGCAGCAGCCGCGGCCAUCGUGCUCGAUAUGAAGCCCAAGGGGGAGUUGGGCGGCGGCGCUGCAGUGCCCAUACAAAAGAGCAAAAAAUUGGUGCGACGCAACGCCUCCGAUAAACUAAAACUUAUUCAAAUGGUUCAUGAUAAUCCCAUUUUGUGGGAUUCACGUCUGCCCAACUUUAAGGGCGCCGAGGAGGAAAAGAAUCGCGCCUGGGAGCACAUUGGCAGGGAGUUCAAUGCGCCCGGACGUCGCGUAGCUCGAGCCUUUAAAUCGCUGCGCGAAUCUUAUCGCCGCGAAUUGGCCCAUGUCAAGCUGAUGGGCAAUGGAUUUAAGCCCAAGUGGAGUCUAUACGAGGCGAUGGAUUUUCUGCGCGAUGUCAUCAGAGAAAGAAAGGGCGCCUCGCACAGCAGCGAACUGAAUCUCAAGCGUUACAACAACAAUAACAACAAUAACAAUAACAACAACAAUAGCAGUCAUGGACUGCUGGCAGCUAACAAAGCCGCCGCUGUAGCUGCGCUUAAGCUGAGCUCAUCCUUCAACGAUGCCAGUAGCGCCGUCUUGAAUCUUUCGAAAUGCUCGGCGCUGAACAUGAGCAACGAUGAAUAUUGCUGCGAUGAUUAUGUGAAAGCAGAGCUGGAUCUCUCUACAAGCGGCGCUGGGGGUGUGGGCGUGGCAGGCAGCAGCAGCAGCGGCAGCAGCAGCAGCACAAGCGGCAUGCAGCCGCUGCCGGCGCAUCAGCAAACGCAGCAGGCGCAGCACAACGACAGCCGCGUGAGCUCAACGCGCAAUGACAGCGGCGCAGGCGGCGGCGGCGGCCAUGGACAUCAUCAGAGCUAUGACGACAUGGACGCCAGUUCCAUGCGCAGCGGCGACGAGGAGGGCAACGCCUCGGAUGAGGUCGAGGAGCUGGAGGCCAUCGAUGCAGACUUUCCCUAUCCCAUUAUACUCGACUCGCCGCGCAGUUUGAAUGCCAAUGGAGGCGAACGCAAGCGACGCCGCGAUGAGCAUGAGCUGGACGCGGAUGACAUGGAGGCGGAUGACUAUGAGGAUCAAAUGUUGCAGCAACAUCGCCACUUGCGGCAGCAACAGAAUGCGGCGGCAGUUGGCGCUGUUGGCAGCCUGGAGCUGCCGGCGCCGCCGCAAUCGGUGCGCGAAGUGCUCAACUCGAAGUUCUGCGGCUUCAUAUCGGCCAAAUUGAAUAGUCUGGAGGACUCCGAGGCAGACAAUCUAAUGAAUCGCAUACUCUUGCUGCUGGUGCAAAUGCAGCAAUGCGAAACGAUCAAAUAAACGUCGUGGGGGAUUAGCAAUUAGUUCUUAAGUUUACAUUAGCCAAGCAAAGCUCAAGCCACUCAAAAAUCGCCAACAACAAAAUUUGUGCCAUGCCAAAAAAAAGACAAAAAAUCGUGUAACCAAAUGCCAUAAAUACAGCUAUGUCCAAAAAAAAAACAACAA
This is a messenger RNA of Drosophila busckii, 1781 nucleotides long. RefSeq names its product nucleomorphin (gene Mes2). Gene Ontology annotation, biological process: regulation of transcription by RNA polymerase II. The transcript has 4 exons. The record is from RefSeq and is a predicted model, not a curated record. Lineage: Eukaryota; Metazoa; Arthropoda; Insecta; Diptera; Drosophilidae. Gene Ontology annotation, cellular component: transcription regulator complex; nucleus. Bases 264 to 1616 code for a protein of 450 amino acids.